AUGGGGUCAGUCGCCUUCUUACCGCCUUGCCAACCCCAGCUGACAUUGGCUAGUGCCCAUUCCAAGUUCUUCGACAACGCUGAGCACUCAGAUGUCACUCUGACUCUGCGCUCCGGCCGCAUCAUCGCCGCGCACAAGGUCUUCCUUCUCGCCUGCGCUUACUUCAGCGACUGCGAUCGCGCCGCACCUGGCUCUCCCAACUGGGACCUCAGCGAGUGUGACAUUUCUGAGGAUGGAAUCAUCGCUGCAGUGAAGCACCUCUACGGCUUCUCCUACGACCUUGACAUCGGCUUCUCCUACGACAUUUCCAUCGAUCCCAUCCCGACUGACGAGGAGCUUUCCAAGUCUAACAUUCACUACCAUGUCUCGGCCUACCAGGCUGCUGAAUUCUUCGUGCUCCCCGCCCUUGCUACCGAGAUCAUCAACGGCAUUGGUGCUAUCAUCUGGACAAACCAGCACACUACUGGCUUCUUCGAGAACCUGGACAAGCUCUUCCGCGCUAAGUACAAGGACAACAAAUUCGUGGACGCCGUCUUCGACCACAUCGUCAAGGAUGCCGCCAUGCUCAUCAAGGCUGACCAAUUCAUCACUGAUGCUCUCGAGGCCUCUCCGUUCUUGGCUCGCACUCUCAAGCAUCUGGCUGGAGUGUCCUCUGCUCUCGAGAAUCUGGCUGAAGUGUCCUCUACCCUCGAGCGUAUGGUCGAGAAUACCUCUUCUCUGGUGGCUGCAGCAUCCCCUUCUGACGCUGAGGGCAAGGCCAAGGGCAAGGCCAAGGGCAAGGCCAAGGGCAAGGCUGAGGGCAAGGCUGAGGGCAAGACCAAGGGCAACGCUGAGGGCAAGGCUGAGGGCAAGGCCAAGGAUAACGCCAAGGGCAAGCCUAAGAUCAAGCCUGUCUCUCGCUGGGCCUUGGACGUGUUUGAGCCUGACUCAGACAUGGUUUGGGGAUCGCUCUGA
This is a messenger RNA of Aureobasidium melanogenum CBS 110374, 954 nucleotides long. RefSeq lists its product as uncharacterized. The transcript is spliced from 2 exons. NCBI's taxonomy places the organism in Eukaryota, Fungi, Ascomycota, Dothideomycetes, Dothideales, Saccotheciaceae. The record is from RefSeq and is a predicted model, not a curated record. Bases 1 to 954 code for a protein of 317 amino acids.